Messenger RNA from Penicillium soppii, 243 nucleotides. RefSeq lists its product as uncharacterized. The record is from RefSeq and is a predicted model, not a curated record. The transcript has 2 exons. NCBI's taxonomy places the organism in Eukaryota, Fungi, Ascomycota, Eurotiomycetes, Eurotiales, Aspergillaceae. The coding region runs from base 1 to 243 and encodes 80 amino acids.
AUGGAUUCAUCAGAUUCAAAUAUACCGGAAGAUAUCGCGUACCACCAGCGAUGGGAUUUCAUGUGCCCAAAACUCACCCACGCGCAAUGGGAGAUCUGCGAGUCGUACGGUGGAUGGACCCAGUUCCUCGAUCACUAUGGUCUCAAGCGGCCCUGGGAGCGCGUGCAGUGGGUCGAGGGGGUUAAGAUUCUUGACAUCAUCGCGCGCCGAAUCGAUGCAGCUUGCCCGGAGUCCCCUCUCUGA